This is a messenger RNA of Closterium sp. Naga37s-1, 2157 nucleotides long. The record is from the annotation of a GenBank genome assembly. NCBI's taxonomy places the organism in Eukaryota, Viridiplantae, Streptophyta, Zygnematophyceae, Desmidiales, Closteriaceae.
AUGAGCAAGGGCAUUCUGCCUCUGCUCGCACGCUCGCUCUCCAACCUGCCUCCCUUGCCUGUCGCUCGCACUGCUGACACCGGGUCUGGAACUGCUUCUGACGUUGUUGCUGCUUGUGCUGUUGAUUGUGCUGACGCCGGGACUGGCUCUCCAGCUGGUCUUGAAGGUGCUGGGCUUGGGGAGGAAGGCGUUCUGGACCUGCUCGCUCGGAUCCUGCACCACCACUGCCGCCACCAUUGGCACCGCACUGAUCGCCGCAGUAACUACUUGAAUCGCACCCACUGCUGCAAUCACCACCAGGCGCCUGCGCGAGAGUGUCGUGCUGCGGAAGUGAAACACGACGGCACCAGGAAAGUCCGCUCGAUGCGGGAAGCCUCAAGGCGAGACUACAUGAGGCGAGAAUACUUGAGGCGGGAAGGCGAUGUGUUGGCUCUCAAAUACUCCUGCCUCGCUGUGUGGAGCAUCUGCUACUCUGUUGAUUCAAAUUGCCUUCGUGCUGAGGCAGCAGGCCUGCUGCCGUUGCUGCUCGCCUUGCUUCACCACCAUCGGCCCUCAGUGCAGGUCAACGGCAGUGAGUGUGCAUUGUUCCAGCAGAAUGAAGUUGACCGAAGAGUGAGGGAGAGGGGAGAGCAAGGGGUGGUAGGAGCGAGAGGGGUGGAGAAAGAUGAAGAGCGGCGAGAUGGGGAAGGAGGUGGAGGCGGAGGAGAGGAGAGAGAGGGAGGAGAGGGAGGAGAGGGCGAGGAGAUGGGAAGGAGAAGGAGUAGAGAGCAAGGCGGGGUAGAAGAAGUGGGUACAAGUGAGAGAGAGUAUUCCAGGGAAGAAGAGGAGGAAGGGGGGGAAGAAGGGGAGGAGGGAAUGGAAGAAGAAUCUGAAGAAGGAGAAGAGGAAGAGAUGGAAGAGGAAGAGAUGGAAGAGGAAGAAGAUGAGGAGGAAGAAGAGGGAGAGGAUAAAGAGGAGGAAGAGGAGGAGGGGAAGCGAGAAGAGGCUCGGCUGUAUGCAUGCUUAACUCUUGCUAAUCUCUGCCUGGUGCUGGAAGGUACUCAAUGCACGUUGGAAGUUGAAGGUACGCAGGAGGACAUACAGGAUGGCAGUCAACAUGCCUUGGCCAAUGCUUGUCAUUCCGAUGUGACAAGUGCAACACAUCUCUCUGUGGGCAAGCAAGACACCCUGCCCUCCUCCUCCUAUUCCUCGCCUCCCCUCACACAAACACGGCACCUCCUCCUCUCCUCCCCCACACUCCCCGCUAUCUCCACUUUCCUCCUCUCCUCCCACCCCGAAUCCCUCCCCCUUCACCUCAUCUGGACCACCGUCUCUCCGAUAGUACGGCUGCUGCGCUGCCACGUGGCGCCGGUCCGAGGGCUGGGAGCGCUGCUGGCUGCUGCAGUGUGCAAGAGCAGGGGAGGCAAGGACGAGCACGGAGCAAUGUUCUUCUUAGAAGGGGCUGUGGGGAUUCUGAUGGAAAUGGCGGCUUUUGAGGCGCCUCAGAAGAGGGAGGAGGAUGGAGCAAUGGCUGAGCACCGUGCUAUGGCCAUAUCAGAGGGGGCUGUGGGGGUUACGGUGCGGACGGUAGAGGAGGUUGGGCCUGGUGGGGUGGAGAGAGAAAAGCAGGAGGAGGAGCAGAGGGAGGAGCAGAAAAGAGCCCAGUGGGAAAAGAAGAGGGGGAAGAAGAGGCAGGAGGAGAGGGCGGAGCAGGAGGGUCGAGUGCGGGUGAAAGCAGCGGAGUUUGCUCGCCUUGCCCUGGGCUACCUCGAUGUACCGCUGACCAAGCUGCCCUCUGCGCCUACCAGAGGCACACCCACCAGCAUGCCUUGCCGUGAACGGCCUUACCGUGGUGCUGGUGAGGGGCGUGGUGGGACCAGGGAAAGGAGCAGCGUUCCUGGUUUCAGUGAGGGCAGGAGUGAGAGUCUGCCAUGUGAGGAGAGGAGCAGCAGUGGCAGCAGCAGCAGCAGCAGCAGCAGCAGCAACAACAACAGCAGCAAUAGCAGCAGGGGUGGGGCAAGCAAGGCUGCAGAUACCACAUCUUGUGUGAUCUGCUGUGAGGAGGCGGAGUGCCCCCCCAUUGACCCGUGCGGCCAUGCUGUUGCUUGCCCCUCCUGCCUCCUCUGCCUCGUCUCCCGGAAACAGCCCUGCCCCAUCUGCCGUUCUGCCAUUGGUUGA